AGAGGUGGUGCUGGUGAAGGAGGAGGGUCUGGGGAACCCUGAGGGGACCAUGGUCAUGGAGGACAACCAGACUACACCUCCUCCUGAACCCACAGAGGAACCAUCUGAGCAGCACAGGACUACACACAGUCUCACUGAGUCAGUAGACAUGGAGGAUGGGAAGCCUGAUCUGUUGCUGGUCAAAGAGGAGACGAUAGAAGACGGUCCAGAGAGCAUUGAUUUGAUGAGUGGACUAAAGAUGGGGGAGCAAGGUGGUUGGCUGGAAGAUAACAGAGGAGACUGGGAAGCCAUCUUGGAUUCCCAGACCAGGACGGGUGCAGCCAAGGGCCCGGGGGACAACAUCACUGAGCAGGCCAGGACGAGAGGUGACAUAAUGGAGUCUGCAGUCCAUGAAGACCUGCUGAUAUCCGGUGUUGCUGGCGGGAGAGACUGGACCUCUGAAGCUGCCUGUCACAAAUCCUGGUCCCGGAUCAGGACCCUGGAUCAGGAGCCGUCACUCGUCCUUACCGAGUCAGAACCAGGACCCAACCAUGGGGGACAGAGACUUCACCACAACCACUACAUAGAACACAACCAGUGGACAGGUGGACUGAACAACCUCAGUCCUGGUGGUCAUCAGAUAAACAGAGGCUCCAGUCAGGGAUCCAGUCUGCAGCCCAGACCCUUCUCUUCACAGUCUCAGUGCAGGGAUGGAGCAGGGCCUGGGGCUGGUAGAGAUAGACCCUCCUGUUCCUAUGAUACAAACAACACAGUAUCCAUGAUGAACAGAGCAGGUCACCCUGGGCUUCAGCCUUCACAGAGAGUGGUGGGAGACCCCCCUGGUGGGAGUCUAACAGGAAGUCUGUCUUCUCCUUCAGGGUCUCGUCUAAUGCCUGGUGAUUGGGUUCAUAGAAAGCCUGGACCUGGGUCUAGCCUUCCUCAGCUACCUCAUGGUUACCCCACGAAUAUAGACAGGGUCAGGAUGGGCGUUCACCACGAGCGAUACCUAGCCUGUAGCACAGCACACAAUCCCAACAACACCCAAACAAUGGCUAGAGGUCAAGGAGGGAGCUCAAAGACUAACCACCUGAUGGUGGUGUCUCCUGCUUCUACCUCUGGUGUCAUUGGGUCACAACGUGUGAGGCCGAGCGUUAGGACGGAAGCCAGCAAGACGUACGCCUGCCCCACCUGUCAGAAGCGCUUCGCUCAUGCGAACUAUGUGAAGAGGCACCAGGCCGUUCACACCAAGGACAAGCCCUUCAAGUGCAAACUAUGUUACAAGAGCUUCUCCUUCCUGACUAGCCUUAUCAGACAUAGGAGUGUCCACAAUGGGGAAAAAUCGUAGCAGUGUGCCUUGAGAUGUACACAGGGGAUGUCUGGGAACUAUUCUUUAGUUGAAUUAUUAUAGUUAUCAUGUCUAGUGUCUUGGGGUAAGAGGGUAAUUAAACCACAUACCCCUCAUUAACCCUUUGUUAACUUGCUAUUUGAAAUUGGAUUGUAAAAUACUUAUUUUUAUGAGAGUUGCUAACACACUGUUCUUUCUAAGCAAGUCUUCUCUCAGCUGUAAAGACCGUGAUCAUAGGAGAUUUGAAGUGUAUUAUAAUAAGCAGUAUCUUAUUUCCAAGAACAGCGCGAGUACCUUUUUCAUUGAACCACACCCAUUGUGUAAAUGGGAGUGAACAAUGACCAAUAACUAUUUCCACGUCAGCGUUUUUAUUGUUAUUUAGACUUUUAUAAACACCCUGGAACUCAAAAUAUGACUCAUUUAACUGCACAGCAUCACAUACUUUCCCCAGUUAGUGUUUAAUGCGUUCCGGUAACUCAGAGCUCCCCAGGUCACCCGCCUCUCGUGCAUAUUUUUUGUUCCGGCACCUCCCGAUUUACAAAUUAAGCACUGAUUACAUGAUUAAACAACCAAAGUUAUUCUACAACAUUCCCA
Messenger RNA from Salvelinus namaycush (lake trout), 1918 nucleotides. RefSeq names its product ichor-like. NCBI's taxonomy places the organism in Eukaryota, Metazoa, Chordata, Actinopteri, Salmoniformes, Salmonidae. The transcript has 4 exons. The coding region runs from base 50 to 1324 and encodes 424 amino acids. Gene Ontology annotation, cellular component: nucleus. The record is from RefSeq and is a predicted model, not a curated record.